AACACAAUUCCCACAGCUUUCCCAGCAUUUGAUCUGUUUACAGCUAAAAUGACUAUUGACAUUGUAAGUCCUGUCAUCAACAUGAUCUAUAGCUUAAGCAAUUUCGCUACCUGUCGUGUCCAAUACAUCGUUGGAUUAGAAGAUGAUGCGAAUUCAUUAAGGAAUGCAAUGGAUGAACUAAGAAGUGUUAGGGAAGAUGUCAAGAGAAGAGUCGAUAUAGCCGAGAGACGGCUAUUGACACGCACUAAUCAAGUGCAAGGAUGGCUACAGCGAGUGGAUGCCAUUGAACAUGAAGUGGAUGAGGUUGACGAAGGCCUAGUUCAGAGGAGGCGAUGCAUUGGAGAUUGGUGUCCGGAUUGCUGGUCGAGAUACAAGCUCGGCAAGAAAGUGGUAAAGCUGCUAGCGGGCGUAGCUGAAUUGAAGAGCAGAGGAGUUUUCGAUGAGGUGGCCGAGAGAUCACUUCCCAACCCCGUCAAUGAGGUGCCUAGCACGUCGCCUGUGGGCACCAGCAUGAUGUUAGAGAAGCUUCGCAGGUUUGUUAGAGAAGAUGGAGUGGGAAUUGUUGGUGUGUAUGGGAUGGGGGGCGUUGGGAAGACAACCCUCUUGAAGAAGAUCAAUAACAAGUUUCUCGAACGGACCCAUGACUUUGAUGUGGUGAUUUGGGUCGUGGUGUCGAAAGAUUUAAAUGUCGGGAAGAUUCAAAAGGCUCUCGGGGGUCGGUUGGGCUUGUCUUGGGAAGGAAGCGAAAGCCAAGAAGAACGAGCUGUGAGUAUAUUUGCGGCGUUGAACAAAACAAAAUUCAUGCUUUUGUUGGAUGAUGUUUGGGGGAGAUUGGAUCUUGAUGUGGUGGGAAUCCCUUUCCCCAACAGCCACAACAAGUGCAAGAUAGUAUUCACAACUCGGUCGAUGGACGUAUGCAGUGACAUGGAUGCUCAGAGAAAGCUCAAAGUGGAAUUUUUAGAAGAGAAGGAAGCGUGGAAACUCUUUCAAGCCAAGGUGGGUAAAGAGAUGGAUUUGGAUUCUCAAUCCAUACGGCCUCUUGCCGAGACCACUGUAAAAAAAUGCGGAGGAUUACCACUUGCGCUCAUCACGAUCGGGAGGGCUAUGGCGAAUAAGAAAUCCAUCGAGGAGUGGAAAGACGCAAUAAGAUCACUAAACAAUUCGGCAUCAGAGCUCCGAGGUAUGGAAGAUGUAUUUUCUCUCUUGAAAUUCAGCUACGAUAGCUUAACAGAUGAUACAGUUCGGUCUUGUUUCUUGUAUUGUGCUUUGUUCCCUGAAGACUACUCUAUAGAGAAAGAGCAGCUCAUAGAGUAUUGGAUCGGGGAAGGAUUCUUGGAUGGAUUCCGCAACAUUAGCGAAGUUCAUAACAAGGGGCAUGCUAUAAUUGGAAGCCUAAAGGUCGCAUGCCUGUUGGAGAGCGGCGAUGAAGAAACACAGGUAAAAAUGCAUGAUGUUAUCCGUGGCCUGGCCAUAUGGAUAGCAUGCCAGUCUGGGAAGACAAAGAAGUUUAUAGUACAAGCGAGCGUGGGAUUGACCGAACAUGGAGUAGAGAGGUGGACGGAGGUAGAGAGGAUAUCGUUAAUGGACAAUGAAAUCAAUGCGCUAGUGGAAGGACCCAAUUGCCCGAAUCUGCUAACCAUGAUGCUCCAAUGGAAUAACAGCUUGAACAAAAUCUCCAAUAGCUUCUUCCACUUGAUGCCUGCCCUCAGAGUCUUGGAUCUGUCAUUUACCAGUCUCAAAGAGCUUCCCGGGAGCAUUGGUGGAUUGGUCAAGCUGCGUUAUCUCAAUCUGUCAAGGACAAAAAUAACAGCAUUGCCGAAAGAGUUGGGAAGUCUGGGGAAGCUAAGGCAUUUGGAUGUGCAGCGUACUCGCGCUCUCAGAACAGUUCCGUAUGAGGUGAUAUCCAACCUUUCCGGACUUCAGGUGUUGAAUCUGUAUUACAGCUUCGGGGAUUGGGACGUCGAAGGUGUUGGGGAUGGGAGUGGGGUGAGCUUUACAGACUUGGAAUGCUUGCAGCACUUGACAACUCUUGGGAUCACCAUAACCAAAGCAAUCGCCCUGUUUCGGUACUGCUUUGGCAAUUUACCGAAACGCACUGCGUAUCUAUACAUCAAGGAGUGCGAAGGUCUUACUUACUUCGAGCUAUCGUUGAAUCACAGGAAGCUCCGAAGACUUAGCAUCAAUAACUGUUAUGAUUUGGAGGAGCUGACGGUCCGUUCAGAGGGAGGAGAGGACUGGCUUCCGAGCCUGGAAGUCCUUUCCUUGUACGGCCUUCCGAAUAUAACGACCAUCUGGGGGAGGACAGUUACUCAUGAAUGCCUUCAAUACCUCCGUUGUAUAGACAUCUGGUAUUGUGAUAAGUUGAAGAACAUUACAUGGAUUUUGCAGCUUCAAUGCCUCGAAGUGAUUUACUUGUUCUAUUGCAAGGGAAUGGAAGAACUUGUAAGUGGAGACGUGGUAGUUGAAGUGCCUUUCGCAUUACCCAGGCUUAGAACAAUAUCUAUCCGAGACUUACCAGAGCUAAGGCGUAUUUAUACGCAGCCUCUCGUCUUUCCUUCCUUAGAGGGAAUGGCGAUCGCAGAAUGCCCGAAGCUGAAGAAGCUCCCACUUGGGUCCUGCAGUGCCAAGACUCUGCGGACGAUUUAUGGCAACAAGGAAUGGUGGGAUGGAUUAGAGUGGGAAGACGACAGCAUCAAGUCUGCUUUUCUUCCAUAUUUCACAGCAAUCUAGUGGAGUGAUGUGCAAUACCUUUUGUAGCAUCCCUCUCUCUUGAGUGAAUUUGUAACUUGAAGAAGACUAUGUUCAG
Molecule: messenger RNA, 2806 nt
Organism: Magnolia sinica
Lineage: Eukaryota; Viridiplantae; Streptophyta; Magnoliopsida; Magnoliales; Magnoliaceae
Product: disease resistance protein RPS2
Molecular function (GO): protein binding; ADP binding; ATP hydrolysis activity
Source: RefSeq, a predicted model, not a curated record